This is a messenger RNA of Diversispora eburnea, 267 nucleotides long. NCBI's taxonomy places the organism in Eukaryota, Fungi, Glomeromycota, Glomeromycetes, Diversisporales, Diversisporaceae. The record is from the annotation of a GenBank genome assembly.
AUGGAUCAACUUAAAGUAGAAAUCUAUGAAGAUAUUUGUAAAGAAGUCGCAUCAUUUUGGGUUUGGACUAAGAAUGAUGGAAAAUCAUUGUUAGAAAUAAUGGAAGAAUGUCGAAAUUUCGUGAUGAAAGAAGAUAUCUUUAAUAUUCGUGAAUAUCAAAGAUUAGAAUAUACUUCUAAAUCCAACAAUGUAAUGGAAAAUCCGAAUAAAUUAAAUAACAAAUCACACUAUGUAACACGACAUGUAUAUCCCAGUGACAGUCACUGA